UGUCUUUCGGGCUGCCAUUUUGAAGAAGCUUUCCACUGGAGGGCUUCGCGUAGCUUGUUGUUUUUCGUGUCCGUCAUCAUCAGAACCGAAAAAAACGACCAAAAACGAAGUACCGAGUGUGUAAACCGAACAAAACCGCUGGACGCGAAAUAAUGGGCCCGCCGCCGGGAGACAGACUGCGCCGCACGUCGACUGAAAGAACGGGGGACUCCAGCUGGACCGUCGAUUUAUCUUGACAUGGCAUGCGGCAGCAGUUAGGGCGAGGACGGACGAAAAGACCGACCGACGGACGCAGGAAAAGAUUCCCAGCCGCUAAACUUACCAGCUUUUAAAAGACGCGAAACGGAACGAAAGGUUGCGUUAGUUUACCGAGUCAAACAAAUAAGCCCUGCCGAGUUGUUGACGCGUGCUUAACUUGACUUAGCAAACAAAAUGUCGAGCUCACGCGCUAGCUGUCUGUUAGCAUUUUAGCAUCGCGCAGCACUGGCGAGGACAUGUAAAGAAAGAUGAUUGAGUCGUAACCGGGAAGAUUCCUCCUUUCUAAAAGAGAAAAGAAGUCACUCCAGCCGUUAAGGAGAUAAAAUGUAGCUUCGAUAGCUGUUUAGUCAACACUUAGCCCACUAGCUCGACUUAGCUCGAGUGCUAAAAGUCCACCAUGAGCAGCACUACUACCAGCAGGAGCAAGUAGGCCGCGAGCCAAAAAAAGCGGCGAGGAAAAUGUCAAACAGCCUUCGUCGACUUCUUCCAUGUGUGCCAACGUCUCCCCGCCAUGCUCGUCCGUAUUCCCGGUCCAACACACUCAGCCAUGGAUGAGGGAUUGUGAAACCACCCCCGAAUUUUAGCCUGCUACUCCAUUUCACCUAGCGCCGUUAUGGGUCUCUACUGUAGGAAGUAAUACUACUAACAACAGUCAGCCACAUUUUUGCUCUCGUUUUUAUUUACAAAUCCGCGUAAAAAACCUGUAGACGGGCAGGAUCGGCGUCUUAAAACGAUGGAUUUUUGAACAACUAACCAGGAGAUGUAGUUUUACCAUAAACCUCCCUGCCCACCGCCUUGCGAAGAGCGCGUCAAAAUGACUUGAUAUCUUGUUUGGUUAGAAGACCUGUUUCAGUUUGUAGUUUUAGAGUGGUUAGUUCACAAACUCGGUUAGCGCUUCGUCUAUAAGCGCAGCCGAAAGGAAAAAAUUUAGUAGUAUAAGCGAGUGAGUCGUCAAGAAAAGUUGACAUAAUCGCACGUGACCAUGGGGGAUCCGACCACGCGACGAAACCAAACCAGAAAUCGUCUCCGCGCUCAGCUGCGGAAGAAACGGGAAUCGUUGGCCGAUCAGUUCGAUUUCAAGAUUUACGUCGCCUUUGUUUUCAAGGAUAAGAAAAAGAAGUCUGCACUUUUCGAGGUCGCCGAAGUGGUGCCGGUGAUGACCAACAACUACGAGGAGGAUAUUCUGCGAGGCGUACGGGAUUCCCGCUACUCCCUGGAGAGCUCCAUAGAGCUCCUGCACAAGGACGUGGUGCAGCUCCACGCGCCCAGAUACCAGUCCAUGCGAAGGGACGUGAUAGGCUGCACGCAGGAGAUGGACUUCAUCCUUUGGCCGCGAAAUGACAUCGAGAAGAUCGUCUGUCUGCUCUUUUCCAGGUGGAAGGGAGCCGACGACGAGCCGUUCAGGCCAAUUCAGGCCAAGUUUGAGUUCCAGCACGGUGACUACGAGAAGCAGUGUUUGCACGCGCUCACUCGCAAGGACAAAGCCGGAACGAUCAUGAACAACCCCGCGCAGUCAGUGUUCCUCUUCAUGGAUCGACACCACCUACAGACUCUGAAAAGCAAGGCGACUGUACUGAAGCUGUGCAGCCUGUGCUUGCACCUCCCACAAGACCAGCUGACCUGCUGGGGCGUGGGCGACAUCGAGGACCACCUCAGACCUUACAUGCCCGACUAGGCUUCUUCCCAAAGGAGGGGCGGCACCCUCAACUCCCCUAGUCCCGCCCCUUCCUUCAUCCCUACCUCCCCUCCCUCUCAGAAGCCAUUUUGAUGUUGUCAUUCUUCCCCUCUUCUUCCUCCCUCUUCUCUCUCCCUCACUCCUCCCCCGCUCAGUCAUCCUUUUUUGUUUUGCGUCAACCUGCACGAACAUUGAUUUGGAGCGAUCGGUCGCUACGGCGACAGGCAGGAACUCUUCUGUUAUUUUGGAAGAGAGAGAGCGAGAGAGAUAAAACACGGACAUGUCGUUUAAUCCUUGUCACAGGAGAAGAGGUGUUGUUUUUUGUUGAUUUGUCGUUUCCGGGGAAAACAACUUUCGGGUGUGAAACAAUUGUAAUUACACCACGAACAAUAUGACCUUCAAUCAUACGUGUCGUUAGCGCUGCUUUUCUGGACUCGAGAGUUAAUUUUUUUUGUUUUGGUUUGUGUUGUGCUUGAAUCACUACUGAUGUUUUCAUUUGGGAUGCGGGCUGGUUAAUGAUGAGAAUAACAAUGCACCUAACAAAAGCAAACUAACAUUUUUUUUUUUUUUGAUUGGAUAAAAUUGCUUGUCAAAGAUUUUUUUUUUUCAUGUUCAUGGCUCAAAAAGUGUCCAAUUGAAGCUUUGAGGCUUUAUUUUGCUCAUUUUUGUUCUGUUGAUCAAUACUGCUGAGCAUAUAUCAAUACAAAUUCUCAAUGCA
Corythoichthys intestinalis (scribbled pipefish) is the source of this 2651-nucleotide messenger RNA. It is a transcript of the gene c22h6orf62, whose product is annotated as chromosome 22 C6orf62 homolog. The transcript is spliced from 5 exons. Bases 1241 to 1933 code for a protein of 230 amino acids. Lineage: Eukaryota; Metazoa; Chordata; Actinopteri; Syngnathiformes; Syngnathidae. The record is from RefSeq and is a predicted model, not a curated record.